UGCUCUCUACACAACCGGCGGCAACGAUUUCCAAGUUCGGCCAUCACACACAGCAGCUCUGCAGCAAUUUCUUCAGGGGAAAGCUCUGCAGUUGCCUAUACACAAACAGACACCAAAGCGCGCGUUGGGCCUUGGCCCAUCAUCCAGGCCGCCCCCACCUAGGGUUGCGAAAGGAGGAGAGAGGUUGUAGAUCGGAGAUGAGCCGGAUGCUCCUCCCUCUUCGCGCCGUCGCCGCCAGAGUGGUGUUCCAGUAGAUUCCACAAUCCGCAAUCAAAUCGUCUCGUUUUGGACGUGCUGCCGUCCGACUUCGACCCUCUUUCAGUUUAGAUUUUACAAGGAGUUCAAAUCCUUCUCGAUUAAAGUCUCCUACUUGUCCCGAACAACGGCGCUAUAAAUCUCCGAGUUUGCGCCAACUCCAGGACCAGACCACCGAUUCCUUCGAUAUAUCAGUUUUCAGACGAGACCAACAACUCACGAGUCAUCAAGGGCCAGAUUUAGCCUCGGAAAAUCAACGCGGGGGCCAUGGCGGAAGACUGCGGAGAUGAUAGAAUCAGCACCUUGCCCAAUGACAUUCUGCUCAAUAUUCUUGACCGACUCCAUGUCUCGGACGCUGCAAAAACCAGCAUCCUCUCCAGGCGUUGGAGUCAGCUUUCCGCCAAGCUCCCCCGACUUAUAAUAAACCCUCUGCCUGAGGGUGUGUUAAGCCUAUUUGGAAGAGAUGAGUCACGCGCCAACAUCUCUGAUGGUGAUUUGGCUCGGCUCAAUGCAGCUACUUUCAAAGCGACAAAGAGUGUACUAGCACGCAGAGAUCCAGGCCAAGACACCAUCCGCCUCCUGUCUACGAUGUUCUACUUGAUAGGUGAUGUCCCCAUAUCCAUUGGACAUGUUGUUGGCGAGGCCAUGGCGGUACACCAGAUUGAGAAAGCUGAAUUCACAAUUUUGACAGUGAAGGGCCGCGAUCAUUGCACACUUAAUGAUGUGGUGAACUAUGGGAAACAGUUUGUGCCCUUUUUUAAUGAGUGUCGGAAUGCGUUUACUCGUUUGACACGACUCUACUUGGAGAAUUUGAGAUUUGCUGAAUCUGACUUCGUCUCCAACAUCUUCGUCACUUGCAAGCUAUUAAAAUAUUUAGGACUUUUCAAUUGCGACACAGAUAACUGGAUAACACUCCAAAUUGAACAUGCACAGCUCAGGGAACUCAGUCUUGUCAAUUGCCGUUUUGACAAAGUCGAACUCAAGUGGCUACCAAAAUUGACCCGGACAACCUACAAGUUUUGGAUGUCUUUCGAAGACCUACCGUUGUCAUUUGGUCAUGUCCCAUUGCUUGAGUUUUUGCACCUUACAACUAUUCAUUUUAUCUAUCACAAAAUGGUUAGGCUAAGUACAUUACUUUCAGAGAUAUGUGUACAAGAUCUGCGGUUGGCGUUUAAAUGUGAAAAGAUUUGGGUUCAACCAGAGCCUCUGACCGAAAGGCUGGCAGCUGCAUUCCGCGGACUAAGGAUUGUCAAUCUUGUCUUGAUUCCUGAAGGGCAUGAUCUCACGUGGACAAUGUUCAUUCUGGAAGCUGCGCCAUGUCUAGAAGAGUUCUACAUGUCGGUAAUCGAUCAUCUGUGUGAAAUGGAGUAUCAUCCAGUAAGGAGGAGGCAACACUUGUAUAGCGCGGAGCAGAAGGGCGUAGAGUGGGAAUCACCUAGAUCAGAUUUCCAGCACCGCCGCCUUACCAAGCUCAUCAUCUUCUGCUUUGGGAAUUACAUUGUGAGUCAUCUCAGGCGUGUCAUGAAAGUAGCGGUGAAUCUGAUGGAUGUGUACCUGUACGACAGAGUGGCAUGUCGCUACUGCAAACACAUAAACCCUCUAAACCCUGGUAGGCUUCCACGGAACAAGAAGAAGUUGAAUGCAAUGAGGAAUCUAUUGACGCAGGAUAUACAGUCACCUGCCAGAAUACACUUCCUGACCCCUUCUCCUGAAAUGGAUGCUGAUCAUGCUGAAAGGUCACCGGAGAGUUUUCGUUAAAACUCUCUUCGUCUGCCUGAAAAGAUAGCUGAAGCUAAAGGUUUUUCUGGAAGUUUAUGUAAUACCGGUUGGUUGGAGUACUAAAUGACUUUGUGUGGCAUUUCUGGGGAAGUUUAUGUAAUACCGGUUGGCCGGAGUACUAAAGGUUGAUAAGAAGGGUCUGCCGCAGCCAGUGAGCCAGAAGCAGCCCCGGACGACUCCUCGGCGACUCCCCGCGGCGCAAUUCGGGGAGACCCUCGCUCAUGGGGCGGAGGCGGCCCGCCGGCUAUGGGUUAGAACAGAUCUUUACCUCGGCGCGAACCAUUUCUGCCUCCUCAUCUCUCCCGAGAGGCGGCGAAAAAUAUCUCAACGUGUCAAUCCUCAGAUGACAUUUUUACAGUAAAUAUUAUCUUACGAAAAUAUUCCAUGAGCCUCAUUGUUUUCAGAUCUGAAAGUUUUAGCAAGGAACA
Molecule: messenger RNA, 2462 nt
Organism: Lolium rigidum
Lineage: Eukaryota; Viridiplantae; Streptophyta; Magnoliopsida; Poales; Poaceae
Exons: 4
Coding region: 523-2013 (496 amino acids)
Molecular function (GO): protein binding
Source: RefSeq, a predicted model, not a curated record